Molecule: messenger RNA, 735 nt
Organism: Adineta ricciae
Lineage: Eukaryota; Metazoa; Rotifera; Eurotatoria; Adinetida; Adinetidae
Source: the annotation of a GenBank genome assembly
AUGUUUGCUUUGGGUUUUACAAUGGAAGAAUUGAUGUUUCCGGAAAAUUAUCAAUCAAAUGUUCUCUUCAAUAUUGAAGUCGAUUGUUUUAUCAAUAAACUUGAUCAAGUAACAUCAGCCUAUGAAAAUAAUGAACAAAUUGUUAUCGAUGAUGACGAGGACGACGAUUGGUUCACAAUUAAACAACUGAAUUCAAAGAUUUCAUCGAGUGAAGACAAUUUCAAUUCCUUGAAUGAUCAAACACUACUAUUAUUGACUAUCAAUUCGGAUAGUUAUCAUUUUGGUCAGAUAAAAUCCGCUGUAGAGCAUGAUGACUCCAUGGCAUCAAAUUCAUCAAUUCAUAUCGUUCAAGAGAAAACUGUGGAUUCAUCAUCAAAUGAUCUGUCAACUCGUACUUCGUCGGCUGCAACGACUACAAUGAUCAACCAACAACAAAAUAAGUAUUUGAUGUUCAAAUCAACAUCAUCUCUAUCAUUUUCUACACAAUCGUCGACAUCAGUAACAAGCACAAGUACCGAUGAAAUGAGUCCACAGUCAUCUCAUAGUAGACGUCGUCGAAAACGAACAAUCUUUAGUGCAGCUGAUAUUGAGUAUCUUAAAGGCGCGUUUAUUCAAAAUCCUAAGCCGAGUCAACAAGAUAUUGCAGUUUUAUCUGAGCAAUUGGGUCAUGAUUCUUAUGUCAUUCGAGUUUGGUUCUACAAUAAACGUCAAGCAAGCAAAAAGCGAAUUAUUUAA